This is a messenger RNA of Solanum dulcamara, 2202 nucleotides long. RefSeq lists its product as uncharacterized. NCBI's taxonomy places the organism in Eukaryota, Viridiplantae, Streptophyta, Magnoliopsida, Solanales, Solanaceae. The transcript has 10 exons. The record is from RefSeq and is a predicted model, not a curated record. The coding region runs from base 167 to 1804 and encodes 545 amino acids.
AAACCCCCCAAUUUCCCCCACUGUCUCAGUCCGCCACCCAAUGUUAAACCCCAUGCUUCUCUGCAUGCCCAUUACAUUUUUGAUCGAAAUUCACCUUCCCGAUGACUGACUUUCUGCACCAUCAACUAUAAUCUAGAACUAGAAGUAGAAUCAGACGACGGAAAAAAUGGGGGUGACGGAGGAGGUGUGUCCAACAGAGGAAGCAGUUCAGGCAUUGCUGGAAUCUAUGGUGGAGCCGUUGUUAGGGCGCAGUUCUUGCAAAUCAAAGGAAGCUCCGACACUUGAUCAACAAAAAUCCAUGGCAAAACAGGUAGAUGCUGUUGUGUUGCUCUACAACUACUACUACAGGAAGCAACAUCAAGAUCAUAAAAUAGAGUUUCUUAAUUUUGCAUCAUUUUGCCAAUUAGCUGUAGUUCUGAAACCAAGUUUGAUGACAUAUAUGAAAUUAAUGCAUCGAUCAGAUUACACAGACGUGAACAAUUUGGAAAGCCAACUUUCACUCACUGAGAAGGCAAUUAUGAGGGCAUGUGAUAUAUCUUCAACGCUGGAUGCUGCAGAAGUUGUUCCGCUAUCACAGAAAUGGCCUACUUCCAAAGUUGCUGUAUUCUUAGUUGAUUCAAGGAGGGAGAAUUGCUUGCUCAUGCAUAGUUCUAUGACCUGUGCAGUUUGGUCCAUUAUUGAAAAACAUCUUGAUGUCUCUUCAAGUUAUCUUUUUGAUUCAAAGUGCAGAAACAAAAAGAAAAGAGCUAAUAUGUUUUCAACCAGUCUUCAGUAUGCUGAUGGAUCAUCACUCCAAGAGCUUGCACUUUCCGCCGCCACAGAAGCAACAGGCAUCAAUAGAAGUGAUCUGGCUGUCCUAGAGAGCCACCUUGUAUAUUCCUUAGAUAAAGAAAAAGCAUCCGCGCGAUUAUAUCUUGUACAAUCCACUAAGUUGGUGAAUGAAGAUUUUAAGAUUCCUAUUCGCGACGUCAUUGAAAGCUUGCAGAGUCCUUUAAUCAAGAAAAAUCCAUGUGAAUGGUCGGUUGCUCCAGCUGUUGAGUAUUUUCACUUGCUUCCCUACCGAGAGAUUUUGUCAAAUUGGCAUUCAAGGGAGUGGUUAUCAGAUGGCUUGCAAGAUCUAAAUGUAGAAGUGGUAGCUGGUCAUGCAUAUGAUAUACAAAUUGGAGGUAGCUCCAGUGAGAAAGAAGUAAAUCAGGAGAAUGUGGCUCCACCCAUGAUUAAGUCGUGCAUUACUGAUUACGAUGAUGAAAAGAUUGAUGAAGCGAAAAGAAGAGGAGGUAUGCAAGGAGCCUCUGCAGUAGGCCUGUCUCAGUUGGGUUCCGAACAAUCUGAGGAUGGAGUAACCACUUUGGCAUCAAAGGAAUAUGCAAUAUCACAAUCUGCCUUGACUGUUCUUCGCUGGAAAAGAGAGAAACUGCAUUAUCAGCUACGCAUUUUGGAAGAUGAGAUUGCAUUGUGUAAUAAAACUAUUCAGACAGAAUUAAAUGAAGACAAAGACAGUACCAAUCAACUGGUAGAAGACCAAUGUGUUGUUCAAUAUAGCAAGGGAAAAAGAUUGUCCGAGGCAAUUCUUACUUUGCAAAACCAAUGUCAGCAACUGGAUCAAUUGUGCUGCAGGAAUAAUUGGGUAUUGCCAACAUAUCGAGUCUUUCCACUUGAGGGUGGAUUUGUUGCCAAGGUCAUUGUAAAAGCUGCAGAUUCCGAAGUUAUCAGUGAAAGCAAAAUCACUGAGAGUCCGCGUGAAGCAAGGGAGUCUGCUGCUGCACACAUGAUUGCAAGCUUUCUAAAGUUAGAGUCCGCGUGAAGCAAGGGUGUCCACUGCUGCACACAUGAUUGCAAGAGUAGCUCGCAGGUAGUUCAGAAUCCAUAGCUUUGCAUGUUGUACCAAAGAUCGGAUGUUUCCCAACAUUUUCCCGUGUAAAGUCAACUCAAGACAUGUACUCAAAAGUUAAAUAUUUUAAGAACUUGUAAACUUACCGAUUCUAGUUAUGAAGAAAUACCAACUGUUGUUGACUCUAAAAUUUGUACUUCUUAUUGAUAAUGCUCAGCACCAAAUAGAUAUUGGCGCCUAAAGCAAAGAGCAGGGUAAUUUAAACAGGGCGUGAAAGAAAACAAAGCCGAUCUCUUUUCUAAUUUCAACUGUGGGGAAUGUAUCCAAACCCUUUGAAUAAAAGACGACAAAAAAAAGGAAUCUUAUGUUCA